Eucalyptus grandis is the source of this 1747-nucleotide messenger RNA. RefSeq names its product ATP-dependent (S)-NAD(P)H-hydrate dehydratase. Gene Ontology annotation, molecular function: ATP-dependent NAD(P)H-hydrate dehydratase activity. Bases 290 to 1363 code for a protein of 357 amino acids. The record is from RefSeq and is a predicted model, not a curated record. Lineage: Eukaryota; Viridiplantae; Streptophyta; Magnoliopsida; Myrtales; Myrtaceae. Gene Ontology annotation, biological process: metabolite repair. The transcript has 12 exons.
GGCCCAACAACGUUUUCCGCAGCAGAAUCUGCUGGCGGUGGAUCUCCUUCUCCGCCGCCUGUUCUCUCUUCCCGAUGAUCAGACGUUGUCGGCCGGAGAUUCAUCUCAAGGCAAGCUGACUUUUUUCUCUUCUGGGGGAAAAUCAUACGGUGAUGGCUGCCGCAUCCCUCGAAAGCAACGACCCGAUGGAGUCCAUUUGAAGUAGGCCAUUUUCGCCGCGGUUGUGGUUCAGCUGAUUGUGAGGUGGCCGUUUGCUAAUGUUGCUGACCUGUGGUUGUGCAAAGGUUGUAUGUUGGCUUCUUCCUCGUCGGUUCUGCGAAGACAGCAUUUCUUGGUGAGGUCGCUGUGUCUGGGAGGUGGCGGCAACCGCAAGAGAUUGAACGACAUAAGGUCGAUGGCUUGUGAUUCUGAGGCUGAGAACGUUCUGAGGGCAAUUGCUCCGCCGCUUGACCAAAGUAAAUAUAAAGGCCAGGCAGGAAAGGUAGCAAUUGUUGGUGGAUGUCGUGAAUACACUGGCGCUCCAUAUUUCGCGGCUAUUUCUGCCCUGAAAAUUGGUGCAGAUUUAUCACAUGUUUUCUGCACAAAAGAUGCUGCCCCGGUUAUAAAAAGCUACAGCCCUGAAUUGAUUGUGCACCCUGUUUUAGAAGAAUCUUACAACAUCAAGGAUGAGGAGAAAGAACAAAUCUCAGGCAAGGUUCUUGCAGAGAUUGAUAAAUGGCUGGAAAGGUUUGAUUGUCUUGUAGUUGGUCCAGGUCUUGGAAGAGACCCAUUCUUGCUGGGAUGUGUGGGUCAGAUCAUGAGUCAUGCACGACAGCGCAAUGUUCCAAUUGUCGUAGAUGGGGACGGGCUCUUUCUUAUUACAGACAAUCCUGAUCUUGUUAGCGGUUACCAGUUAGCUGUCUUAACUCCAAAUAUCAAUGAAUAUAAGCGCCUGGUCAAAAAAGUACUGAAUUGUGAAGUAAAUGAUCAAGAUGCUCAUCAGGAAUUGCAAUUGCUUGCUAAACAGAUAGGCGGUGUUACUAUCAUGCGAAAGGGGAAAUCCGAUCUGAUAAGUGAUGGUGACAUAGUGUUUGCAGUUAAAUCAGUGAGCCAGUAUGGUUCACCUCGACGCUGUGGUGGCCAGGGUGAUAUACUCUCUGGAAGUGUUGCAGUAUUUGUAUCUUGGGCUCAUCAACACAGUUCAGGUGCUGGAGUGGAUUCGACCAGCCAAAUGAAUCCAACUGUGAUGGGUUGCAUGGCGGGAUCUAUUUUGUUGAGGAAGGCCGCAUCACUUGCUUUCGCAAGCAAGAGAAGGUCCACUCUUACCAGCGAUAUCAUUGAGCUAUUGGGAAGAAGUUUGGAGGAAAUUUCACCAGCAUGUUGAUCUUGACAAUAGCGAAGUCACAGCAAGUGAUGGCCUCCUCAAAUAUUUCUAGCUGUGCCUCUUUGUGCCUCUGCUCUUACAAGUACAGUUCUUUAUAUGUAUCUUUUCUUUGCCGGUUCAUUUUCCUAGAGUCCCCCCCAGGGCUCAGCGACCCAAGUUAUGUUCUCUGCAUCAUCUUGUGGCGUAUCUAUGUUUACAAAUGAUCCUUUUUUUAUUAGAAUAAUGUCUAUAUGAGUUCUAUGUUUGUGCACUAUUUGGCUGGAGAACCAUCUUGCUUCUUAAAACCAUUCAAGCGGCUAGCGUUUGGAGUGGGACUCAAUUUGGAAUUCAGGUUGAGUGAGUUGGUUAUAGUUUGAAUACUUUUUCGACUCCUAGUUGUUGACA